Molecule: messenger RNA, 4536 nt
Organism: Cladophialophora carrionii CBS 160.54
Lineage: Eukaryota; Fungi; Ascomycota; Eurotiomycetes; Chaetothyriales; Herpotrichiellaceae
Exons: 4
Coding region: 1-4536 (1511 amino acids)
Molecular function (GO): protein binding
Source: RefSeq, a predicted model, not a curated record
AUGCCUUCUCCAUUUGCACCUACCUUCGCCUCUGCUGCUGCGAGCACUAACGGGGACAGUUCGGGGAGCAGGAGGGACAACGUUGGCUCGAGUGAAUGGUCUCGAAGAAACGUGAAUGGUGCCACCCAGACCUUCCGCAGACCCUCUUUAGCCACCACGCCUUCACAGACACGAGAAACCGGAACUGCCAGUGCCUCAGCUACCACCACCGGCGGCGUGUACAUCCCUCCCCAUCUCAGCGCCGCGAACUCCACCACGUCGCGCAACCCUCCUUCAGGCGAUAUGCGGUAUUCCAAAGACCAGCUCCUGAACAUAUUCCAAACUUUAAAAGAGACGUCGGCUCUAGACAGGAACUUGGAAGAUAUCUUCGCCGGAACUUGGGACCCUCUCGACAGCAAAACGGGGCUACGGGACCAAGGUGCCGCCGGUGACGGGAAAGAUCAGACGCCUGGACCAGAAGUCUGUUGGAAUUACGGCGUAAAUCCAGAACCGUUCGGCCUGACAAACUUAACCGAGGAGGAGAAGCAGCUCUUCUCAUCGUCGGUCAACUCGCCCAUCAAACCACAGCAGAAUAUCACCAAGGAGUCUACUGGGGUCGGGGUUAUUGGUCGCAAAGCGUCCUUAUCGACAUAUAGUAACACCCCAGGAGCUUCAAGACCUGGCACUCGUCGGCGCGAGACGAGCGACUCAUUCAUGGGCAACGGCCCCCUCUCGCCUGUGGAGGGAAAGACGUUCUUCCGAACCGAGUCAAAUACUGCAACGCCUCCGCCUGCCCUCUUACGGCGUCGAACAGACUACAAGGAAGAGGAAACCACGCCGACGAGCAAAGAAAAUCAAGAGCCGGAGGAAACACCCGAACUCCAGCCUCCAUUGCCUGGGCUGCGAAGAGCUGCAACCGGUCCAUUGAGCGCAGGAGGAAACCCGCUCUCUGCCUCGCCCUGGUCAGCGGGCGGGCAGGGGUCAGCUUUUGGUUCCAUGGGUACCUUUGGCAGCUUCGCCAUCGGGGCUACCGGGGCGCCGUCCGAGUCGAGCGACAAGAGACCCGGUUUCGGCAGUGCUCGCGGUUCCAGUCGAUUCAAGGAUAUCCUCCAGUCCAAGGCAAGCUCGGAAGAUGUCUCCCAGCUCGCCAAAGACAAAGGAUUGUUUGGUGCCCUUGAAAACCUCCCCGAGGAGGACGUCGGUCCCAGGCAAGCCAGGUUGCGCGACGAGCUGAAAACUCGCCCAGGUCGUAGUGAGACUAAUCCGUACGAGGAUGAUCCUAUGCGGACAGGAAGUGCAGCCCUUGGUGGCUCUCAAGAUCCCGGUCCAGCCGCUCCCGGCAUCGAGCAGAUGGGCAUGUCUGCAUUUGGACCCCAUCAAUCCAUUGGGACCCGCGAUUUCAGCCAUGAUGAUCCAUAUCAGCAAACUCCAUACGGACGAGCACACAAUUCACAUGAGCCGAUGAGCCCGACAAAUACUAACCCAUAUCAGAGCCCCCAUGGCCGUAUCGAAGACGAACAAGAUACGAAUGAUUCUGCAUCUCAAGCUUCAGGUCUUCCCCACUUUGGUGGUGCUGCACCACGUCGCAAUAUGUAUCCCAGCACCGAGGAAGGGAGACACUCAGCGAGUGGCCUUCGUAGCGUCAGUGGCUUUGGUGGUCUACCUGGCUUUGGUGGUCUCGGAGGCAAUCCGAUGUGGUCUGCGGCCGGCAUUGGGUCUGGCAAGCCUGCCAUGGACCGUGGUAUCACGUCUGCAUUUGGUGAUCCGGUAUUCGGUCCUUUGUCUGAGUUACAGUCUCCCGGUGGUCUAGGGGGCGGCUUCGGCGGCUUCGGCUCUGCCGGUCGCUCGAGUCGACUCGGAGCCAUGUUGCCGGCGGCCAUGCAAGAACACGUCCGUGGGGAUAGCAGGAACGAGGCGCGAUCUUUUGACUCUCGACCCGAAAGCGCCCAGCAGCAUCCUAUGCGCGAUCCCUUUGAUGUUGCCUCUCGUCGACACGACGACUUCCCUCGUGGAUCCGGUGUCUUCGAUGACUCCCCCUCAAUGAGGAGCGUGGAGGAGCCGGGAAAUGGGCAGUACGGUCUUCCAGGCUCAGGACCGCCAACCAGCUCAGUUGCCAUUUCUGGUGCAGGUCCACAAACGGCAGGACCGAGAGCAGGCGGGUCGGACAACUACCAAUCCGGCCAUGGUCUCAGUCAAUCGAGCGGUAGCAGUUCCUCGAAUCAGUUGCCGGCAGCACAGCAGCGACAAAUGGUCAUGCCCGACCGUAUGCGUUGGAUCUAUCGGGACCCUCAGGGCAAUACGCAAGGGCCAUGGUCAGGUCUUGAGAUGCACGACUGGUUUAAAGCCGGCUUCUUCACUGCCGAACUGCAGGUGAAGAAGCUUGAAGAUGCUGAAUUCGAGCCGCUCGCUCAGCUUGUGAGACGUAUCGGAAAUUCUCGCGAGCCCUUCCUGGUGCCUCAAAUCGGUGUUCCGCACGGUCCGCCAACCUCUGGUCCAGGAAACACCUGGGCAAACCCAGCCAUACCACCGACUAGCGGAACUACUCAGCCUCCCUUCGCGAAUAGCUUUCCGAGUUUUGGCACUACCUUGACCGCUGAACAGCAGAAUGCCCUGGAGCGACGCAAGCAAGAAGAGCAAUACCUGAUGGCGAGACAGAAGGAACACCUUGCGCAACAGCAAAUGGCUAUGAAGAUGCAGAUGCAAAAUGGCAUGCAUUCUUUGCAGCACCAUUCAAGCGCCCACUCUCUUCAGAGCCAGCCCAGCUUCGGCAGCAUCACCUCCCCUACAGGUUACCAACCGUCCCCUAUCCAACCGAUGAUGCAACCCCAACAGCCGGCGCCCUUUACCCAACACGCUGGCCCUGUUGGGGGACCAGCUUUCGGUCGCGAAGACGACGUCCAGAAUAUGAUGGAACGCCUGAGUUUCAGCCAACGUGCGGGACUGCCAUUUGCCAGUGCCCCUUUAGGUCCACCCCCGACAGAGGCGGGACCUUCUUCCCAACCAGUCAAUACCAUGCUUCAAGAUAGGGCCCGACUGCAGCAGCAACAGCAACAAGCCGAUAUGCGAGGACAUCAAGAGGCUUUUUUAGGCCCACAGGGUCGCAACGAGCGACUGGAGGAGUUCCGCAGCCUACGUGGACAAGCAGACAUCCCGGCCGGUCGUCUCGGCCCUGACGAGCCUCGACAGCAACCCAUUGGUGCUCCACGUCCGGCAAACGAGCAGCCUAUCCCAUUGCCAUCGGCCAAGCUUCCUGCACCUAUCGGACAUCCACCUGCUAUUGCUAAGCCAGAACCUGAGUCGCUUUCAUUAGCUCAGCAAGUACAGAUUGCCGCUGCCAGUCAGCAGGCAGCGGCGGCCGAGGAAAGCGAAUGGGCGAAGAAAGAUACUCCGAUUGAACACCCGCCUGUCUCGAUCUCCCCAUUGCCUGCCCCGGCAGCUCAGCGAAACCGACAGCACGUUGCUGACGCUCUAGCCGCCGAGUCAAGGUCGGCUACUCAGACGCCCAUCGAGACUCCUGUUGCGUCCGUCGCUCCCUGGGCUGAGCGGACCGUGGAGCACCCAAAAGGCCCAUCUCUGAAAGAGAUUCAAGAAGCCGAAGCCAAGAAUGCCGCAGUACAGGAGGAGGUCGCUAGGCGUGCUCAGGCAGAGCAAGAAAGGCUAGCCCUGGCCCAGAGUCAAGCUCCGGUUCCUGCGCCAGGUCUGCCAUCAACAUCGACUUGGGGCAGUGCAGCCUCUCCCGGGACACCUGGCUCCCAGACUACGUCCGUCUGGUCUAAGCAAACACCUGCGAAAGUUGGAGCUGGAGCAGGUACGGCUCCCAAAAAAACUCUCGCGCAGAUCCAGAAAGAGGAAGAAAGUCGCAAACAACGCGCCGCGGCGGCUCAAGUCGUAGCUAAUGCGCAGAACGCUGCCAAUUCUGCUGCAGCUGCCGUGGGCAAGAGGUACGCGGAACUGGCCAGCAAAGCUGCUCCGGCUGUCCCAACUUCGUCUGGAGGUGCGUGGACCACGGUAGGCUCUGGUGGCAAAGCCAAAGCUCCUCCCGCCGUUGUUGCCACACCCCAACCUGUGUCUCGUACCGUCUCUACCAGUAACACGCCUAAGACUCGACCGGCGGUACAGACGGCCAGAAGUACCACCCUCCCAAAUCAGAGCAAAGCGAAUGAAGAAUUCACCAAGUGGAUCAAAGGGGCGCUCGGAAAGGGGCUGAAUGCUGGGAUCAACCUUGACAAUUUUGUGCAAGACUUGCUCCAGCUCCCACCUGAGAUCGAAAUCAUAUCAGAUAGUGUCUAUGCGAGUUCACAGAUCCUCGAUGGGCGGCGCUUCGCUGAAGAGUUUGUCCGGCGCAGAAAACUUGCGGACAAGGGUGUCAUAGAGUCUGCGGCUGGUGCUCAACCGAUGAUGGGUAUCGGCGCUGGAGCAGAUACAAAGGGCGCGGGUGGUGCGGGAGGUGGCUGGUCUGAAGUGGCAAAGAAGGGCCCAGCAAAUGUCACCGCAGCGAAGGAGGAAGGCACUGCUCAGUUCAAGGUGGUGCCGACUAAGAAGAAGGGCAAACGAUGA